UCAGCUAUAAAAGGGAAUCUUAGGCAUAGGGACGCACUGAUCCGUAAGGCCGUUGUGGGUGAUGUUUUGAUAAGCACCACAACAAUAUACACUUGCUGUAGUGUCUUCUGCGUUCUUCUGAAAUCGAUUUAG
This is a messenger RNA of Haemonchus placei, 132 nucleotides long. Lineage: Eukaryota; Metazoa; Nematoda; Chromadorea; Rhabditida; Trichostrongylidae. The record is from the annotation of a GenBank genome assembly.